This is a messenger RNA of Gossypium raimondii (Peruvian cotton), 1257 nucleotides long. Its product is annotated as PLASMODESMATA CALLOSE-BINDING PROTEIN 3. The record is from RefSeq and is a predicted model, not a curated record. The transcript is spliced from 4 exons. Bases 349 to 912 code for a protein of 187 amino acids. NCBI's taxonomy places the organism in Eukaryota, Viridiplantae, Streptophyta, Magnoliopsida, Malvales, Malvaceae.
AAUCUGAAGACAAUGCUUCUGUAAAUUCAUAUUAAUGAAUAUUUAACACUCAAAUACAUGACAAAACCCCCUUUUUUUAAAGUCUUGUUUUGCUCAGUUUCCCACAGCAGCACUUAAGGUGUAUUUAUUUUUAAGGCUUAUUAUUGUAAUAAAAAGAGGCUUAUAAUAUCAUAUCAUAUACCCACCAUACCAUUAUCACCAGUCAGUCACUACCUCUACCCACCGUCCUACCGUUUUCUUUUCUUUUCUUUUUCUCUUAAUAUUCUGUCUAGAACUCUCCAUUUUCUCUUUUGCUGUCUUUGGUUUCUCUUUAUUUUUCGUCUCUAAAUCUCUGCAUCAUCAUCGAUCAUGUCUCUUUUAUUCUCCCUACUGCUGUUCUUAGCCAUGACUGGCCAUUCAAGUGCUACUUAUUGCUUAUGUAAAGAUGGGUUAGGGGAUCAAGCUCUUCAAAAGGCCCUCGAUUAUGCUUGUGGAGCUGGAGCUGAUUGUUCUGCAAUUCUACAAAAAGGUGGUUGCUAUAACCCCAACACUGUGAAAGAUCACUGCAACUAUGCUGUCAAUAGUUAUUUCCAAAAGAAAGGUCAAGCGCAAGGAAGCUGUGAUUUUUCAGGCACUGCUACUGUUAGUGCCAAUCCUCCUUCAAAUAUUGCUUCUACUUGCAGCUUUCCCUCUAGCACAGGCAUUACCGCACCAACUGGGACAACAACCGGGACACCAACCACCACUGGCUCAACCACUGGGACUCCAAGCACAGUGUUUGGUGGUGCAGGGACAACCUUAGGUCCAACAGGGACAACAGCAACCGGCUUCAAUGAUCAAAGCAAUGCUGUGGGUCUCUUCACAAAGAAUAUAAACUUUUUCUUCACUUUUGCUAUUAUGACCCUUUGGAUUGUAGGGUUAUCUUGGAUUUGAAGAACUUGAAAGUGGGGAUUUUGGGGGAGGGGGGUUUGAUCAGAUUUUGGUAUUGGCUUAGCAAAUAUUAACCAUUGGUGUCUGUGGUGUGCAUGAUGGGAGCAUCUAUUAGUGACGAAUCCCCCCACUAGCACUUUUUCUGUUCUUUUUUUUUUUCACUCUUUUUUUGUAUAUGUAGAGAGGGCACUUUUUUUUUAAUGGAAACUUGGUUAAUAAAAAAGUAAGUGUACUUUGUUGAAUUGAUGUGUAAUGGUGUAUGGACCGUCAAAAUUUUACUGAGAUUUGAUGUGCAAUUAAUGCAUGACCUAAUUGUAGAUUAUAUAAAUUAAUGAAAAUUGUUUACUA